Marasmius oreades (fairy-ring Marasmius) is the source of this 672-nucleotide messenger RNA. RefSeq lists its product as uncharacterized. Lineage: Eukaryota; Fungi; Basidiomycota; Agaricomycetes; Agaricales; Marasmiaceae. The record is from RefSeq and is a predicted model, not a curated record. The coding region runs from base 1 to 672 and encodes 223 amino acids. The transcript has 3 exons.
AUGGUUCUGUCAUCCAAUAAUGGAAGUGCCUCUGGCUUUACCAAGAAGUUCAAAAAAACAGACUUGAAAAGGAAGAAGGAAGAAAUAGCCAGAAAUUCGUCGGAAAAUAAAGAAAAACAACCUGAUGAUAUCAUUAUACCUCCCGACAAUGCUCUUGUUCAUCCCAAGGACUGGUAUCGAGCGUUAGCACCAGGAACAUUGGUGUGGAUUGGUGCCGUUCUUAAAGAGUGGGUUUUACCAAAACCGUUGGCCAAGGCUUCUAAGUACUAUCACUUAAGUAUUGUGGACUUUUCACCCUUUGAACCCAUGAUUCAAGAACUCACAACUGUCCCAUGUAUCGUUGUGCCGCUGCCUUCUCCUAAAAAGCUGGUAAAUAUGUCAACAUUUGACAGAUUGUUCUUGCACUCUUACAAAUCUACUUGUGCAAACAACCAACAGAAAGAAUUGGACGACUCUCUGGCAGUGUCAGUUACAGAAUUCAAUGGGACGCAGACAUCCCAACCAAGUUCUUCAACGUCUAUUGCAGAAGUCAAUGGGACGGAAGCUUUCGAACCAACUUCUUCAACAUUGUCUAGUGAGGACGGUGACAAGCAACCAUUGUCAGAAGUAAUGGAGCCCACAAACAAGAGGAAGAAAGGGAACAAGGGAAGGACAACGUCCACACGCGCAUAA